Messenger RNA from Psylliodes chrysocephalus, 2231 nucleotides. Lineage: Eukaryota; Metazoa; Arthropoda; Insecta; Coleoptera; Chrysomelidae. The record is from the annotation of a GenBank genome assembly.
AUCAUACUAACUAGACUUACUGACUGUUUGAUAAAAUUAUUAUUAUUUUUGAAAGUGCAUAGGAACAAUUAUUCAAAGCGCGCGCGCUUACAGUAUUUGAAAAUUUUCUUUGUUAAGAAAGUGUCGAGGAACUUUUUUUUAGUGCAAUUUUAUACUGAUUAUUCAAGAUGAAUCUGAUUGUGUUUUCGGUGAAGAAAUAUGCUGCUAAAGCAAAAACCACAUACAAGAUGCAACCGCAGAAGUCCCUAGCGAUAUUCCUGUGCGUCAGCGGUAUUUGUUUCUUCUUCAUUCUAGCAGGAAUCCUAGCCAUAUGCCUAUCGACGAACAUCUACGAAGCCAUUUUGAGCAACCAAAUGGUGUUGAAGCCGAACAGCAACGCUUACAACAUGUGGGUCAAGAACCCGGUACCUAUUAGUCUUACUCUGUACAUGUUCAACUGGACCAAUCCCGAAGAGGUGUAUAAUAAAACCUCGAAACCUAGGUUCGAGCAGUUAGGGCCUUAUGUAUACAGAGAGACCAAAGAAAAGACUGAUGUCGUGUGGAAUAACGAUAACGAUACGGUUACUUUUAAGAAUAUCAAGACUUGGUGGUUCGAUCCGGAGAGUAGUAAAGGGAAUUUGUAUGAUCCUGUUACUAGUAUCAAUCCUGUAGCAUUGUCUGCAGCACACGCCGUCAGAAAUUGGCACAUGAUCAUCAAGAGAGGCUUUUCUGUAUCUCUACGAGCAAUCGCAGACACAAUUUAUUCAACUCACUCAGUAGGUGAGCUCCUUUUUGACGGAUACGAAGAUCCGCUCCUAACGAUGGCCGCCAAAAUGUCGUUUUUACCCAAAGGAGCCGCCAUGGAUAAAUUCGGAUGGUUCUAUGGGAGAAACGGUUCUUCGGAAUUCGACGGCAUCUUCAACAUCGACACAGGGGCCCGCGGCAAUUUGGGCGUACUCGAGCGAUGGAAGUUCAGCGAACACACGGGAUUUUAUCCUGACAAAUGCGGUAACGUGCAAAACGCAUCGGCUGGAGACUUUUUCCCUAGGAAGCUCACCCACGAUUCCGUCAUCAAAAUGUUCACGUCGGAUUUGUGCCGAUACAUGGAACUUGAAUUCGAGGAGGAAGUCUUAGUUAAUAACAUCGUCGGGUACAAAUACGUGGCUGGUCAGAAAUUUUUGGAUAACGGUACGAAAAUACCGGAAAACAAAUGUUUCUGCGACGGGGAUUGCAUGCCAUCGGGCGCUUUGAACGUUUCUAACUGCAGACACGGAUCGCCGGCCUUCGUAUCUUUGCCGCAUUUCUACAAGGCUGAUCCUUAUUAUCUGGACGGAGUCGAUGGAUUGAGUCCCGAAGAAAAUAUGCACUCGUUUUAUAUGAUAUUUGAACCAAACACUGGAAUUCCUUUGAGCGUAGCUGCAAGACUUCAACUCAAUCUUCGCUUGGCACCUGUACAAGGGAUAAGUAUUUUCGAAGACGUCCCGACAGUCUUCAUGCCCGUUCUCUACUUCGAACAAAAAGUUGACAUACCGGAACACAUGACGUUCAUGAUUAAACUGCUAAUCAACUUCAACGUCAUCUGUUUAUCGGUCGGAAUCAUCUGCAUCACGUUAUCGUCCAUCGUCUUCUUAAUCGUCUUCUACAAGAUGUGGUCGAAGAAGAUAUUCCGCAAACAGCGACAUGUACAGAUACCCAGACAUCCCAACAGAGAGGAGGUUCCACUAAAUCAUUGAUCGGUUUUAGGGCAUUGACGAGCUGAAGGAUGCAGAAGAAUAGGAAGAAGAAUUUGGUACCUACUUACUCAGAAUUGUGAUUGAUUUGAUUGAAUCUAUGGUCUCUAAGAGACCUGGUUGAUCUGCCGACUGCAAAAGCAUCUGAAAGACGUACUGAAACUUUGCAGAAAAAUUAUUAUUGUGAUAUGGAAAUUAACAGUUAUCGAGCGGUUAUACUUUUUUUAUAUUGUUACCUUACCAGUGAGAAACCAUUUUUUUGCAAAUACCACAAUCAGGAUGAACUUUUUUUAGUUCUAUUAAAAUAAACCAAUUUAAUAUUGAUAUAAUGAGACUCUCUCGUUGUUUUGUAUAAUAAAUAAUAAAUGGAAAUUGUGUGAUAAUGUUUUGUUUGAUAUUUCAGUGGUAUUUGUUAUUUAGUCUUUUUUAUAGAUUAUAUAUUGUUUAUUACUUUCAAUACGUGUAUAUAAAGCCAUAUAUAUUAGUUUUGUAAUAUAUUUAUUAAUGAAAUCAAAAAAGCCU